ACAAACAUUUGAUCAUCGUUUAGUGCUAAAUUGCGUGAAUUUGCCUACCUGUACAAAAGCUAAUGAUUCCUGUAGUCUUGUUUAAACCAUGUUUGUGCGCGCCAAGAGGUACGAAAUGGAUGGCAGUAUGUCUGUGCCCGAUUCAGACAUGGAGAGCAACAACGACGGCAUCGAUCUGACAUCGAAAAAAACGCGCCAGCCGGCGGUCGGAAAAACCCUAUGCAAAUGCUUCGUAAAUACGUACCAUGAAUACUGCCAGAACUCCUCCAUACACGGGGUGCAGUAUCUGGGCGAGGAGAAGCGGCCGAUUAAGGAGCGCGUCUUUUGGCUUUCUGUGUUUGUGGUGUCCAUUUACUGCUGCGCCACGCUGAUCAACAGCGCCUACACCAAGUGGAAUGAGACUCCGGUGAUUGUUAGCUUUGCGGAAAGAUCAACGCCCGUAUGGAAUAUACCCUUUCCGGCGGUCACCAUAUGCUCGGAAACAAAGCGUGUGGUAAAAGCGAAAAGCAACAAUUCCUUUGCGAAUCUCUACAACCAGUUCUCGCAUGAUAUGCGAGCGACGCGCAUUUUCAAGCCACAAAAUAUUACCUCCAUUGAAAUGGAGGAGUUCCGCACGCUGCUCCAUGUCUGCAAUACGCACAUCAUCGAUCGUGAUAUGCCCCUAAUACCUGGAGAGGAUCUAGACUAUUUUGCGGUGCUGGAGCGCAUGCUGCCGCCCUUCGAACGGUAUUUCUUCUAUUGCCGCUGGCUAAGUCGGUUCAACGAGUGCGACAAAUACUUUCGCAUAACGCUGACAGAGGAGGGCAUCUGUUAUACGUUCAAUGGAAUGCGGCCGACCGAUAUUUAUCGUGAGGACACGUAUCAGUAUAAUCACAGCGAAGUGGAAAAUGUCACACAAUCGACCUGGAGCCUGGAGACGGGCUAUGAUCCGGCCAGCGAUGUUGAAACAUAUCCAGCUCGGGUGCUCAGCGCCGGUGCCCGUUCGGGUAUAUUUAUGACGCUGCAAAGUUUCAAGCAAGAAGUCGACUACGCCUGCCGUGGACCUGUGCAGGGUUUCAAGGUGCUGCUCCAUGCACCGGACGAUGUGCCGCAGGUGUCCAAGCAGUUUGUGCGCAUACCCAUGGGCAGGGAGGUGCUUAUUGCCGUUAAACCCAGUAUGAUAACCACAUCCGUCGGCAUCGCUGAAUAUCAUCCACAGCGGCGACAGUGCUUCCUUAGCCACGAGCGAUCGUUGCGCUUCUUCAAGGUAUACUCCGAGUCCAAUUGCCAGCUGGAGUGCCUGGCCAACUUUACGCUGACCAAAUGUGGCUGUGUCAAGUUCUCGAUGCCACGCAGCCUCGAUAUGCCGGUCUGCGGAGAGGAUAAAAUCUAUUGCUAUAAUCUGGCCGAGCGCGAACUGCUUGUGCGCGAAUUUCAUCGCGUUCGCAGCCUUAAUGUUGUCGGCGAGGCGCCGAGGGGCGUGGAAACUGCAUGCAAUUGCAUGCCCGCUUGCACAUCGCUGGUAUACAACACGGAAAUCUCACAGGCCAACUUUGAUUUGGAGGAAAUGCUGGCCGCCGAAGGCGACACGGAGUUUAUGCGCGACUAUCCCGGCUCUCAGAUGUCCAGGCUCUCAAUUUACUUUAAGCAGAGCCAGUUUAUCACCUCAAAACGAUCCGAGAUGUAUGGCGUGACUGAUUUUUUGGCCAACUGCGGCGGUAUCUUUGGUCUUUUUAUGGGCUUCUCAAUACUUAGCAUGGUGGAGUUGUUGUACCAUUUUACUUUGCGUUUCGGAGUCAAUCUGAAACAUUUGUUCAAGAUGGAUUUAUAGAUCUCGGUAGGCAAGGUCAAAUUUUGUGCUGUUCAUCCGCAACUCGCAUGUUGCGCAUGCAAAACAGAUCAAAAUUCCUAUAAUAAG
This is a messenger RNA of Drosophila montana, 1897 nucleotides long. It is a transcript of the gene rpk, whose product is annotated as ripped pocket. NCBI's taxonomy places the organism in Eukaryota, Metazoa, Arthropoda, Insecta, Diptera, Drosophilidae. Gene Ontology annotation, biological process: sodium ion transmembrane transport. Gene Ontology annotation, cellular component: plasma membrane. Gene Ontology annotation, molecular function: ligand-gated sodium channel activity. The coding region runs from base 89 to 1810 and encodes 573 amino acids. The transcript has a single exon. The record is from RefSeq and is a predicted model, not a curated record.